Molecule: messenger RNA, 1690 nt
Organism: Siniperca chuatsi (mandarin fish)
Lineage: Eukaryota; Metazoa; Chordata; Actinopteri; Centrarchiformes; Sinipercidae
Gene: hao2
Product: hydroxyacid oxidase 2 (long chain)
Exons: 9
Coding region: 121-1233 (370 amino acids)
Molecular function (GO): FMN binding; oxidoreductase activity
Source: RefSeq, a predicted model, not a curated record
CUGGACUGCCCUCUGACACGACCCUGUCAAAUGAGAGGGGAACAACCACGUACUGUAGGCCAAAUAGCUCAGAUUAAGGUUAUGAGUCUGUCAGGAGAGAGGAAGUUCUACUAAGAAAGAAUGAGCUCUUGUAAUCUAGAGGGGGGUCGCUGCGCAGAGAUGGCUAUGGUAUGCCUGACGGACUUUGAGGAGUAUGCUAAGGAGCAUCUCUCAAAGGCCACCUGGGAUUAUUAUGCAGCUGGAGCAGAUGAAUGCUGCACCAGGGAUGACAAUCUACUGGCUUACAAAAGGAUCCGUCUGAGGCCUCGAAUCCUGCGGGAUGUGUCAGUGAGCGACACACGGACCACAGUGCAGGGGACAGAAAUCAGCUUUCCAGUUGGUAUCGCACCUACUGCCUUUCACUGCCUGGCCUGGCAUGAAGGAGAGGUGGCCACAGCUCGGGCCACAGAGGCACUCAACACCUGCUACAUCACCAGCACCUACUCCACCUGCUCAGUGGAGGAGAUUGUGGCAGCAGCACCAAACGGUUACCGCUGGUUCCAACUGUAUGUCUACCGGGACCGGAAGCUGUCAGAACAGAUUGUGCACCGUGUAGAGGGGCUCGGCUACAAGGCCCUGGUCCUCACCGUCGACGUCCCCUACACCGGAAAGCGCCGCAAUGACAUCCGAAACCAAUUCAAGCUGCCACCACACCUCAAGGUCAAGAACUUUGAUGGAGUGUUUCAGCAGGAGACAGCAGCCCCAGAGGAAUAUGGGAUCCCGGCCAACACCUUGGACCCCUCCAUCAGCUGGAAGGACGUGUACUGGCUGCAGUCCAUCACCCGCCUGCCUAUUAUCAUCAAGGGAAUCCUGACCAAGGAGGACGCUGAGCUGGCCGUGGAGCAUGGCGUCCAGGGCAUCAUUGUGUCAAACCAUGGGGGGAGACAGCUGGACGGAGGCCCAGCCUCGAUUGAUGCACUGUCGGAGAUUGUGGACACAGUGCAGGGUAGGAUCGAGGUCUAUCUGGAUGGAGGAAUCAGGACAGGAAGUGAUGUAUUGAAAUCGCUGGCCUUGGGAGCCAAGUGUGUUUUCAUUGGCCGUCCAGCAGUGUGGGGCCUUGCAUACAAGGGUGAGGAAGGAGUGAGGGAAGUACUGCAAAUCUUAAAUGAUGAGUUCCGUCUGUCCAUGGCUUUAUCAGGUUGCAGGAACGUGGCAGAAAUCAACAGGAACCUCAUUCAGUUCUCUAAACUCUAAUAAAUCAGCAGAGGGCAGCACUGAGGACAAUAACAGCAGUCACUGAACAGGACUCACUACUGAACCAAACCAACAGUGUUGAACAAGAGCCUGAGACUCCAUCUUGACAAAGAAACUGAAGGAUGUUCACCUCAGAGCUCAUGACUUUAUCAUGUUAAACACAAAUAUGAAACAUGCAGGCAGCUUCCAUAAUUUGGAAAUUACUUGUCUGAUAUCUAAUAUGUAUUCAUGCAAGAGUGUAUAGAGUGAGACAGUGUCUUGAGAAAGCUGAGGGCCAGCGGCAGAUUUAGCAAGUGAAUAAUGAAAGUGUUUUGGCUUUUGGAUUGGAGGGGACGGACACACUUUUCGUGAAACCAACAAACUUUUGGUUUUAUUGUAAUUAAUGCAACUGGUAAUGACAUACACUACAGUUUGAGAUGCUGCCGGUGCUUGAAUAAACACCAGCUGAGGUGAUGAA